AUGCCUGCCAACAAAGCAACUUGGACACGCAUCGUCUCGUCCGCGAGCCUUGACCGAUCAUCCCAGGCUGCAUCUAUUGUCAGUAACAAGCUCUACAUUUUCGGUGGCGAGCUUCAACCCCGCCAACCAGUCGACAACAAGAUCCAUGUGAUUGAUCUCACCCAAGGCAGAGACCCUACGCCUCAAAGCCUGAACACCCCCUCAGUAGCACCCAGCCCACGCGUCGGAAGCCCCAGCACGACCGCGAAUGGCAUGACCUACCUCUUCUCCGGCCGCGGCGGCCUCGAGAUGACGCCCCUCGAGGAAUCCGGCGCCCUCUGGUCCUACGACCCGGCCGCCGCAGAAUGGUCCCUGAUCAGCCCCUCCGACCCGAACGCGCCCUUCCCCGCGGGUCGGAGCUACCACUGCGUCGCCUCCGACGGCGCGGACAGGAUCUUCGUCCACGCGGGCUGCCCUGAGACGGGCCGUUUGUCCGACCUGUGGGCGUUCGACCUGGCGGGCAGAACGUGGACGCAGCUGCCCUCCGCGCCGGGGCCUGCCAGGGGCGGCGCGUCGAUCGCGUUCGCCGGCGGGAAGCUCUAUCGCGUGCACGGGUUCGACGGCAAGACGGAGCAGGGAGGAUCACUGGACGUGUUUGACCUUGAGGCGCAGACCUGGUUGAGCACACAGUACAAGACGGACCAGGUCGACGGCCCAGAGGCGAGGAGCGUCGCCACGUUGUUGUCUGCCACCGUGCAGGGCAAACCGUACCUGGUCACCAUGUUCGGUGAGCGGGAUCCUUCUCCACUUGGCCACGCUGGCGCUGGAAAGAUGUUGAAGAACGUCUGGGUCUACGACAUUGAGCAAGGAAAAUGGAACAUUGUUGAGACUGAAGGCGAUGCCCCGGUGGCCCGAGGAUGGUUUGAUGCGGAUGUGACGACUGGCGCGGGUGGUCAAGAUGACAUUGUCGUCCAUGGAGGAUUGAGCGAUGAUAAUACCAGGCUCGGAGACGUCUGGCGCUUGAGCUUCAUCUAA
This is a messenger RNA of Clonostachys rhizophaga, 1014 nucleotides long. The record is from the annotation of a GenBank genome assembly. Lineage: Eukaryota; Fungi; Ascomycota; Sordariomycetes; Hypocreales; Bionectriaceae.